This is a messenger RNA of Belonocnema kinseyi, 7756 nucleotides long. RefSeq lists its product as uncharacterized. The record is from RefSeq and is a predicted model, not a curated record. The transcript has 12 exons. Lineage: Eukaryota; Metazoa; Arthropoda; Insecta; Hymenoptera; Cynipidae. Gene Ontology annotation, molecular function: chromatin binding. The coding region runs from base 399 to 5681 and encodes 1760 amino acids.
GACGUAGAGAGGAAAAUGGCCGUCGGGGCUAUGGAAAAAGGGCAGGGACGUCGAGUGUUGCUAGUUUCUGUGAGAAUUACGCGAUUUUCGGGCUGGACUAUACCGAUCGUCUCAGCAAUUGUGCGCGUAUAGUGUCUCUCGUAAUUUUCCGCGUGUUUUAAAGUGAAAAACGUAUACGAAGGGUGUGAAAAAUCGGAAUAUCUCUCAUACCUGGAGUACAUCAAGUGAGAUAAGUGGCAACAAAAGGGUUUCUUAGCCGCAGAGGUAGAUCUUCGGUGGAUAAGAGACAUGAUAUCAUAAUCAACAAUGGCAACUAGAUAGUCUUGAAUUCACAUUCAAAAAACCAGUUAUCUCAGGGCCUUUUAACUCGCUUCUAAAAUGUGAAUAAAGACAGCGGAAUGAAGCCGCAAAAAAAGGCUAUUAUUGCCAAAAAGGCAACCAAACCUUCAUUGGUUGUCAAAAAGCGCCGCAUGCUUAUCGAAACGGCGGCAAUGGAUGCCAAAAAGGAUAAAAAAAUUAAGAAACUCGAAAAAGUUGAGGAGGUCAAGAAAAAGUUCGAAACUGAGAAGAAGAAAUUAGAGGAAAAGAAAGUACCAGAAGAGAAGAAGAAAAUCGAAGAAAGGAGAAAAGAAAAAAUCGAAAAGACAGAUGACAAAAAGAAACCAAUCAAAGAUUCGGAAAAGAAGACUGAAAAAGUAAUCGAGAAGAAGACAGAAGAUAAAAAUGAAGAUGAGGUACCUGAGAGUGUUGAAAAGAAAAAAGGUCAAAAGUCAGAUGGGAAGGUUCAAAUCGAAAAGACCCUUUCCGACCCAAAAAGAAAACUCGACAAAGUUGAGGAACGGACCAAAAUUAAAACUGACGAAGAACCACAGGAAAAAAUAAAUGACAAUGACGAAAUCGAUUUAACUGACAAUAAAGCAUCUUGUGCUAAAAAGAAAAUCGAGAAGAAGAAGGAAUUAAAACUACCUAAACCAGAAUCUAAGGAAAAUUCAAAGAUUAUCAAGGAAUUGCCGAAGGAAAAGAAAAUUGAACGCAAGAAAACAACUGAUUUAGACUCAACAGGAAAGUUAUCCCCUGGAAGAAAAAAGGAUCCGAAAGUGAAGCCAAGUAAGAAAACUGGUCCGAAGAAGACAGUACUAGCGAAAAAAGGAAAUCCUUCAGUAGCAACGAGGUUCCUUGAAAAGAAACUGAAACUAGUGAAGUGCUUCCAAGCUGAUGAGUCCUUAACAGAAGUCAACAAUGAAGCUGUGACAAAAAUAAAGAAGAAGCCACUAAUACCCAAAAAUAAACCAGUCGUGGAGAAAAAACUUAUUCUCGAUAAACAGAUGAAGGCAAAGUUACCACCUAAAAAAUUAAUAUUGAGGAAAGAAGAAAAGGCAAGGAACUUAGAAAAGGCUAAAAAAAGAGCUGAGACAAAGGAUUUGGAAAAGGCUUCAGAUAUUAAGAAACCUGCUAACGAGGAAGUUGAUUUGAACAUUAAUACUAGCGAAAUAAAGAAGGAAGUUAUCGACGAAAAAGAAGUAGAGAAAGCUAAAGAAGUUGAGAAAGUUAAAGAAGUUAAGGAAGAACCAAAGAAGAUUUUGAAAAAUGUCUCCAAAGCAAAAGUUCCUAAGAAGACUUACAAAAAAGCAUCAAAGGUUUCAAAGGACAAGCACGAAGACCCAGACAAGGAAGAGUCUGGAGAAGAGGAUUCGAAAGAGGUCGCGAAGGCCGCAACAAAUACCAAGGACCAUCCAGAAAGUCUGAUGAAGGUAGAUCUGAAGGUGGAAGAUGCAAAUUGUGAGACGAGUGGAAGUUCGACUGCCUCUGAUAGUAGUGACGAGAGUUGGAGAAAUGGAAGAGGGAGGAGUUCGAAGAGGAAAGAGAGGAAGGACAGGAAGGAGAGAACCAGAACUCCAUCAGACGAAAGAGCAAGAAGAAUGAGACUUUUUGGUUUCUGGAGUGGGCCUAAAAGACACAGGGUUGCUUCUUUGAAUGCUCUCGCGAAAGUUCACUGCUUGUAUGAAAAUGAAGCCGGUGGAGUUUACCUUGGAGGAUUCUGCAAACCUAAACCAGAGAAAGAGAAGCUGAAGGAAAAGAAGGCGAAGGAGGAGAAAGAUAAGGAGAAGGAAAAGGAGAAGGAAAGAGAGAAGGAAGCAGUUAUUAAAAAAGAGAAGGACAAACAGGAAAAGAUAAAAAAUGAACAAGAGACUGCUCCAAAGAGGAAGCUGAGAAACGUGCCAGGAUUGAGAGGAAAGCAUUGGGACAUGCACGAGAGCGUUUCCUCUUCUUCGUCUUCUUCAGAGGAAGAGUGCGUGAGUGUGAAAAGUGAAAAGGUCAAGAAGACUAUUGUCAAAAGGAAGAAAAAAGUCGCUGAGGUGAUGGACUUGAAGGAUAUGGUGGUCUGUAAGAGAAUGGCAAGUCUCAAUGCCUCUGCUAUUUUGGCUGCUUCUUAUUCGGAUGAGAAAAUUCGCCUUGGUUCUGACAGCGAUUCCUCGAGCGAGUCGGAGGUGGAGAUCAUAAAGAGAAAGAGACAUGUAGAGACUGACGCGGAAAAACAAAAGCGGCUGGGCUCGGAACCUGAAGAAGUCAUCAAGCCUUCCAAGAAAGUUGUCAUUGUUAACCAAGACACUGACGUCACCAUUACAGGUGUUUACGUCAAUCAAACUCGAUCGACUCAUCACGAAGGCUUCUGCAGCAUCGCUGGGAUGCAAUAUCGAAUAAGUUCGACCAGCCACACACAGACAGCAGCUACAGCGGUGGCAACGGAACUUCAUGACCAGCAAAAACCAGAGCAGCCUUGUAAAUCGUACACACCUCUUGGCGCGCUUUCUUCUAUGCAGCCUCCAGGGAGCCAAGGAAAUCGCUCCAGCAUGUCUCCCAGAAGACACUCCGCAUUCUCUGCUCCUCAUCAACAUGGAUACUAUCAGCCGGCUGGACCACUGAUACAGCAUCCCCCAACACUACCUCCGGUAAAAGCACCUCCACCGGAACCAACGCCAACACCUCCACAAAACUCGGAAGGUUCGGACGAUCUCGUCCCGACUUCCGCUUCAAGUGGAACCAGCGGUGGUCCAGGCUUUUACAGGGCAUAUUGUCCACAAUACUACGGUACCCCACCACAGUACCAGGAUCUCUGUUAUCCGCCAACAUAUGCACAUCCACAUCCACACCCGCCGCCUUAUUACAAAUAUCCGCCGACAUACAGAAGGCAGUAUUAUGGCUACCAAGAAAGCGGAGGAGGCGGCGGACCCGGAGGUGGUGCCGGGGCCGGUCCGGGUCCCGGUCCCGGUGUUGUGGACUACCAACCACCUCCGCCACCAGGCGAAUAUCCUCUACCUCCUUAUUAUGCAGGUUACCCACCUGUACCCCCACCCCCACCGCCGAAUCCAGCGUAUUUGCACGCACAAGGACGACCUUUCGUAGACCAUGCAGCUUUCCAGAGCUGUCCAUGCCCGAUGCAGUCCUGUCCAAAAAACGUGGAUACUGGGCCCCUUAUUGGUAAUGGUAAGGGAGCGCCAGUGGCAUCGGGGCCCGGUCUGUCAUUGCCACCCAGUGCUUUGGUAGGGCCGCCCUCGCCAGCGAGGGGGCUAGCCGGGCUAGCGCCUCCUCAUGGUGCCAAUGCCUGGGAUACGGAUCGCGUCCAACUCAACCCCCUUCGCAACCUCAGUCAGAACCAACCCUCCCUACCGACAUCCCAUAAUCACGUCGGAAAUCUCACGAAUCGUCCUCAAAAUUCUGAAUGCAGAACUAAGGAUGAAAAGAGCUGUGCGGAGAACAAGAUGAGGAAAUGCAGCUGCCAAAAAAAGCAAGCGUGCACAUCCACCUGCGAAGUCAAAAUUGAAAGUAUAUCGCCAGUAGAGAAUUUAUCAACAACCAGUUGUCCGAGUAGCAAGAUUCACAACUUCAAGCUGGAAAACAACAACGUCAAGUGUGAAUCCUGCAGUGUUGAAAUUGGCGAAAAUUUAACCUGCGCCGCCAAUUGUAACGUUAAGUGCGAGUCAGGAUACAAGUGUGAAAUAUUAAAGUGUGAGCAGUGUGACAAAGAAGGUGAAAUGGCCAUAAUGGAUAUGGACAAGGACUCGGGAAUUCUCCUGAUUGACGACAAACUCGAGACUGAUACAGAAGUCAAAGAAGAAUUAAAUGACGUUGUUGUCAUCGAUGGUGGAAAUUGGAAGAAAGCUGAUUAUGAGCCAACGGUGCGGGAAAACGUAGAGGAAAAGGAACCUUCCGAAAGAAUGUUGAGCGUCGAAGAAGAGCCCAAGUGUCAAAAAUUGACGAAGAGAAAACUGUCCCUCGAUAGUCUUUCGGAUUCGAGGAAAAAGAGAAAAGUGAACAAAAGGACCUUGUCUGUAGGAUCAACUAGAGAGUUAGUUAUUAAUGAGCAGUCUUCAGAUACUCCGCCACAGGCAGAAAAUCUCAUGAGCGAAGUUGACGGUGCUUCCGAAUCUUGCACAUUAAAGAAAAAGCAGACUAAGAAAGAACCUCAAAAUCCAAAACGCAAGGCUGAAUGUUCGAAUCCAUCCGAAGCGCCCACUAAAAAGCCUAAAACCAAACCCACGAGUGCUGGUGCUCUUCCUAAUUCCUUAAAAUCGGUAGCAAGUGAUACUUCUAUAAUGGAGACGAUAAAUAAUGUAAUUCAGCAAAGUGUACAGAUGACGGAGAAAAAAGAUAAGAAGACCAAAAACGUUGACCGCGUGGCAGAAAAGAAUAAUAAGAAUGCGAACUUGAUGUCAACGAUUAAGAAAGUGACAAGAAAACUGGAACUGAACUCUGUAGUGGAAAAAACCCAAUCGAAAGGCAAAGUCGAGGUGAAACCAAAACCUAAAAUACAGGAUGCCAAAUGUAAAAGUAAGGUAAAAGCUAAAUUCAUAGAAGUCAAAUCGAAGAUUCUGGACAUUAAGCUUAAGGUGCACGUACCGAAGACCAGGGAAACAUGUAAAAAGAUCGAAUAUUUGCCGAAGUUGAGAUCGGGUGAAAUUAUCGAGGAUAAAAAAUCAGUCUUAGCUAAGAAAAAACGUAAAAGUACAAAGAAGACACUGGUGAAAAAGAUGGGUGGCAAGGUGGAGGACAAUGUAAUCGUUAAUGAACAUUUAACUGUAGCUAGGAAACCAUUUUUGAAGCCUAAGUGGAGCAACGGAUGGAGUUGGGAAGGCGAUGCGUACGAGGCCAAAGUAUAUCUAACGAAUGAAGAGUCUGCUAUCCGAAGAUGCUAUGAUAGUAUGAGGCAUGUGAGUGGUGACAUUUUACGUUCUCGAGAUUGUGUUUUGCUCAGAAGUGGUCCUCGCAAAGCUGAUCUACCUUUCGUUGCGAAAAUCGCUGCGCUUUGGGAGAAUCCUGAUGAUGGAGAAAUGAUGUUCUCAUUGCUGUGGUAUUAUAGACCAGAACACACCGAGCAAGGGCGUACAGAAUUCGAUACCGAAGAUGAAGUUUUCGCAUCACGUCAUCGAGACGCGAAUAGUGUCGCCUGCAUAGAAGAUAAAUGCUACAUUCUAACAUUCAGCGAAUACUGUCGGUAUCGAAAGAAUAUAAGGCGGCUGGAGGAAGGAGUGGAAACUCCAUGUCUGAUAGUUCCACCAGGUGACCAGGUCUAUCCCAGGAAAAGUAGACAACCUCCCUUACCGGUGCCAGCCGACAUGGUACUUUUCUGCAGACGCGUUUAUGACUACAGGGGCAAAAAACUCGUCAAAAAUCCCGGAUGACUCGACUUCCUAUGAACUGCAGCAACUAGAAACCAAUGAAAUCCGUAAUCUUUACAUACAUGAUUGAAACUGAAUGCAGGAUUCCCUUCAAAUCUCGAGCGUUGAUUUUUCCAAUUACAUUUUCCAUUCCGCAACCUUGUCGACUAAAGGACGAUUUUCGUUUCUCCCGGCGAGAUGAGAUCGUUCGGUUGGUUUCGCAACGAUAAAAUGAUUCUCUUGAACUUACAGAUUAGUGAAUUUUGAUUGUCUAGUUACUGGAGAAGAUAGUGUGCUGAAGAAUUCGUCAGUUUAUGGGAGAAAGAGAGAAUACUAUUUUUUGUGAUGCAGCGUUUUGUACGUUGGAGUGGAUAUUUUUUCAAAGGAGUGACGCACAUAUCGCUCGCGAUCAACAAACUUUAUGGAGGGAACCUUCGAGCAGUUUCAGCAAAAAAAGAGAAAAAAAUCGAGAGAAAAUAACAAAAAAGAAAAAAAAAGAAAUGGACUUCUUAGAAAAGAUAGAGAGAGCAAGUUUUCAGAGUAAUGACGAAGAGUAACUAAAGUGCGACGUAUGCGUCUGUAGACACUUUCAUCUACCCUUAAUAUAUUCUCUGUGUAAAGUGCAUUUUUUGAGUUAUACUAAGUGGAUGAAAGACACACCGAGUCUCGUAAAAGAACUCAUUUCGUCUAAUUCAAGGUACUUUCUCGCAAUAUGUCUAACGUUAAAGAGGGCGAAAAAAUAAGUAGCCGAAAGUUAUAUUUUGAUUGUGAGCCCGUCAUCGACAACUCGAAGACUUUCGAUCACUUUUUCAUAGCAUUUUUUCCUUGAAUCUCAGCAGACAAAAGUAAUACAAUUGUGAAUAAACUUUCGAUUUAUAUCCAGACCCGACACAAGAAUUGAUUGCAUGUCUCAUUUUAUUUUUUUUUAAACUUUACACUCUAGGAGAAGGACAAUCGCAACAAAUUGCGUGUUUCUUUCGACAAAAUUCCGUGUUUCGUUGGCUACGAAUUUUUUUUUACAAAUAAUUGUUGUGUGGCGGGUGUUUUGUUAAAAAUUAUAUUAUUUAAUAUUAAUAUAUUGCUAUCGCUGAUUAUUAUUAAUAUUAUUGCUAUUUAAUAUAUAAUAUAUUGGACUUAGGUUGUAAGUUUCUUUUCCGGAAGAGUGGAAAUUGAGUAUUAAGAAGAUUAAGGGAGAGCAAACGAGGGUUGGAAAGGAAAAAAAAACAAGAGUGCAUGUGUGAAAAAUGCGAUCGAGUGAAUGAGAAAAAAAACAACAAAAAAAGGAAUACGAUUGAGAGACCUCAGCCCCUCCAUAAAGAUACCAAAACAUUCUUUGUUUUCAAAAUCAUUCUAUCGCAAUUUAAUAUAUUUUCAAAGUAAUUUAUUAACUUAUUAUUGCCACUUAAUUAGAUUCGUUUCGUAAGCACUCACGUAUUAGUAUUACGGAUCACCCAAGAUAGAAUUCUCGACUCUCGUCAAGAUCCUCUGAUCCUCUAUCUUUGGUGAUCGUUUAGAGGUAAUUUUGUAUUCCUUUAUAUUGCUUAAAGAGAACUGAAUUGUAGUUUUUGUGCAAGUCUGUUAGGCGUUUCUAAAAAAUUAUCAGAAUAAAUGUCACGUUGUUUUUAGUAAAUAUAAUCUCUAAGGCUGCAUUCGCACUGAGUCUCUACAAAAAUCCGAAAGUCUUCAAUUUGUUUUCAACUGUACAAAAAAAAUCUCUAUUUCCAGUACCUGUCUUAAUUAAAGUUUUAAAUUCGAAUCUACUUCGGAAAGUUGCUUCAACAAUAGCAAAAAAAAAAUCCUGUUCCUUUUUUCUCAGUGCGAAUGAAGACUCGCAGAAGUGUUUUUUGAAAUGAGUGUAUAAUAGAACAGUCUUCUCUUGUAGUGCCGCGUUUUCCGUUCGAACGUUUCGACGGCAUGUAUGUAUUUCCGAAAAAAAAUUCCUGUAAAGGUUAACAUGGGAACAUUGCGCAAAAUGCAUAUCCUCUGUUCAUUCUACAUAGCCGACGAAUUUCAACCAAUUGUAUCCAUAAAGUAUCGAUAAGUUUAGAUGUAAAGCGCUCGUGGCAUGCGAGGCGUUACGAGCUUCGUGUUCGCUUUAA